This is a messenger RNA of Astyanax mexicanus (Mexican tetra), 832 nucleotides long. Its product is annotated as butyrophilin-like protein 1. The record is from RefSeq and is a predicted model, not a curated record. NCBI's taxonomy places the organism in Eukaryota, Metazoa, Chordata, Actinopteri, Characiformes, Acestrorhamphidae. Bases 82 to 447 code for a protein of 121 amino acids. The transcript is spliced from 3 exons.
GUGUGUGUGUAUAGUGUGUGUGUGUGUGUGUGUGUGUGUGUGUUGUAUUGUAUUUGACUGAAUCUACAGGAGGAGAUAAAGAUGGCGGAAGCUUUGAGUAACAGUGAGUUUAAACUCAUUAGUCCUCGUGGUGGAGAUGUUCAGUCUGGUUCUGCUGCUACUCUCUCGUGUCUCGUGUCUCCUGAACUCAGUGCUGUUGGGAUGGAGAUCAGGUGGUUUAAGGGGACGGACUGUGUUUGUCUCUAUAAGAACAGACAGGUAACAGAGGGGAGGGGCUACGAGGACAGAGUGAGUCUGAUCACUCAGGAGCUGCAGAGAGGAAACGUCUCCUUACAGAUCAGAAACUGCAGACUCUCAGAUACAGGAGAUUACCUGUGUCAGGUAACCAGCGGAGACACAACAGAGGAGUGUACUGUAAGAGUGGGGGCCUUUGGGGUAAGUAAAUAACUGCACUCUCUUCUCCCACUGAUGGAAAUAACUUCCUGUUUCUAUUCUAAUCACUGCUAUUAAAUUAUAAUGCAGAAAUCAAUCAGUCACAUGACACCAGCUUUCAGAUUAAUAUUCAUGAGAUCAGAAAAAUCCUUUUCUCUUAUAUCCACCACCUUCCUUCCCACAAUGCACCUGUGCAUAAUCCCACUGCACUGUAGGAGUGUUUGAUCUGUAGAAUCUGAUCAUCUGCUGAACAGUUCAGUGCAGCUUUAGACUGAUUUACCACAUGAUCAGAUCUGCAUUUCCUAAAACGUUUCUAAAGCUAAGUUCUUCAUAACCUCGUACUUAAACAUUCUUAAACUCAGGACCAUUUUCCCAAAUUAUAGAGGACUCCUUAAAUUCA